CUCUCUCUCUCUCUCUCUCUCUCUCUCUAGAAGCUAAAUGUGGCUUGGCUGAUCGACUGUAACUUCAUCUCUCUCACUCACUUUGAGCUAGGUCUGCCUCAUCAAGUGUUGCUUUCUCUCUCUAAGCUAAGUCUCUCUCUCUCUCUCUCUCUCUAUCUCUUCUCUGUAUUUCUGGCUGAGUAAGAAUAUCUUUCCCUUUCUCUGCAACUUUCUCUCUCUAAGCUAAAGAUCCUAUUUUGCUCUCUCCCUCCCUCUGUCUAAUAAUCUCUGAUAUCUCUGGCUCAGCAGUAAUCUCUUUCCGUUUCUCUGCAACUCUCUCUCUCUCCGAGCCGAGCCGAGAAUAUCCUAUUGCUCUCUCUCUUUUCCCCGUCUAAUAAUCUCUGUAUUUCUGGCUGGGCAAUUUUCUCUUCCCCUGUCUCUGCAACUCUCUCUAUAAGCUAAAGAUCCCAGUUUGAUAGCUCUCUUUCUCUAUUUACUAAUCACUCUGUCUCUGGCUAACUAUUUCUUUAUCCCUUUCCCUUUCUCCGCAACUUUUCUCUCUCUAAGCUAAAGAUCCUAAAUUUGUUCUCUCUUGCUUUCUCUGUCUACUAAUCUUUGUAUCUCUGCCUUAGCAAUUGACUCUCUCUUUCUGAGCUAAAAAUUCGUAUUUCGGUCUCUAAUAACUCUGUAAUCAUCUCUUUCUCUGUGACUCUCUCUUUCGGCUAAAAGAUUACUAUUUUGGUUUUGGUCUCGACUUUUUCUCUCUUAAGUUAAAUCCGGGUUUUGCUGCCUCUUUCUCUUUCUAGGAGUCUCUCUUUAUCUCUGGCUGAGCAAUUGUCUCUUUCUCUGCGAAUUUGUCUCCCCCUCCUUAAACUGAUUCCUGAUUUCUCUCUCUUCCUCUCUCUUAUCUCUCUCCCACACUCUGUCUGAAAUCAGGGAUAAGAGCUAGGGACAAGAGCGAGAAAGCUCCAAAUUCAUUUGAUUUUGUUGAGAAAUGACAGAGUGUGAGAGGGGGUUGGUGGUUUUGACUUUGUAUGAUAGUUUUGAACGGGAAAGAAGCAAGAGACAGAAAGUUCGCUGAAAGUGAAGGCUUUUCCCUUCGAUCUUGCUAGAGAAAAGUUUAGAGAAAAUCAUGAAUCAGAGCAAUCAAACAUGGUCUUUUGAUGUUGUUUUUAGGUGAUUUCAGAGUAAAUCUCUGAACAUAGAGAAAGAUUGAGGAAUCCUUUUGGCGCUUUGUUUCUUGGAGCUAUUGUGCGUUGUUACACUUGACUUGGAAUUCGAAAAGUAUCCAGUGCUUCGUGUUUUGAACUGAGAAAUCUUAGUGAGAAAAUGGUGAUAUAUGGAAGUAAAGAUGACAAGAAGAAGCUGGUGAUCACACAAAUCAGUAUAGCGGGUUUCGAUGAGGGAACUUCAGCACAACAGCUUGUAGAGUAUUUAGAAGGCGCAGUCGGGUCAAUAAUUAGAUGCAAACUGAAGCGGUCGUUGACACCACCCAAUUCCUAUCCCGAUUAUAAAAUCGAUGCUUCACAAGUCAGAAGAACUAUUGAGGUUACGAGGGUCAUUCCACAUGCAUUCGUGCAUUUUGCAAUACCUAAGUGUGCAGAGAGGGCUCAAACUUUGUCAGGUAAAUGUGCACUAAUUUUGGGUUCAUCCCCUUUGAAAGCUCACGUUGGGAUGAACAGCUCAUUUCGCGUGGCAAGGAGAAAGACCACUCCUCCUAAUGUAUUCAAAAAUUGCAAGGUUCAAAUUGGGUCUUUGUUUAGUGAGUCCGAGUUUUUGGUUGGUUGGGAGGGGCCCGAUUUAGGGGUAAACUUUCAUGUGGAUCCGUAUGAUGGAACUUGUGGGAUUUGUUUCCCUAGGGACAUCGUUUUCUCGGUCAAAGACACAAACCACAAAGCUGUGAUCAAAUGUGAUUUGAAGUUGGAGUUCCCAGUCCGAGAUAUUCAGUGGGUGCAUUUUUUUGAAGAGCAAACUUCUUUGGGGAUGCUCAUGCAGUUGAGUUCAUCACCUUUAAUUUAUUACAGGACAGAUAACGAUGACACCCAUGUCACUGUUCCUUUCCCUUUGUUGGAUGAUGAGGACCCAUGGAUAAGGACCACUGAUUUCAGUGUUAAUGGUGCGUUGGGUCGGUGCCAUUGUUAUAAAAUCUCGUUCUCUCCUCGUCAUGGACUUAUAAGGGAGAAGGCCAGGGACUACUUUAGGGAGUGUAGGAUCUUGGAGCAUGAAGUUUUGCAAAAAGACCUUGGAUCUCUGGGUUAUCCUCCUAAAGUUACCACUGAGCAUGGAUUCAUGGAACAGAUGCGUGAUCAUUUUUUUUCAGUAAAUAUUCAGCAGGGACUAUGCUUCGAGAUAGUGUACUUGGUUACUUGCUUAGUGCACAAGGGCAUUAUAAAUCAGCAUAGGUUGUGCAAGGAAUUUUUUGACUUGUUGAGGAGCCAAUCUUCCGAAGUUAACACUGCAGCCCUAAGGCACAUGUACUCUUGUCGCCGCCCAGUUUUUGAUGCGUAUAGGAAGUUGGAGACUGUCCAUGAAUGGCUCUUGAAGAAUCCAAGGCUCCUGAAGGAAACCCAUAUUCCCGAAGAGAGUGUAGAGGUGAGGAGGUUGAUGAUUACCCCAACUGGAGCUCAGUGUCUUCCUCCUCAGGUCGAGCUCUCUAACCGGGUCCUUAGGAAUUAUAGAGAAAUAUCGGACCGGUUUAUUAGGGUCACAUUUACAGAUGAAGGGCUCCAAACUCUGAAUUCUGGUGUUCUUUCUAUCUACACUGCUCCCAUUGUCAAGGAUUUCUCUCAUAUUAAACCUUCACAAAAGACGACAAUAUUCAGGAGGGUGAGAAGUAUUGCUUUUGAUGGUUUUAAUCUAUGUGGGCGUAGGUAUUCAUUUCUAGCAUUCUCAUCAAACCAAUUGAGGGACCGGUCAGCGUGGUUUUUUGCUGAUACUGAGAAGACGACUGCCGACUCAAUUAGGUCGUGGAUGGGUAAGUUCACGGAUAAGAAUGUUGCUAAGUGUGCAGCAAGGAUGGGAAUGUGCUUUUCCUCGACUUAUGCCACAGUUGAAGUUGAUCAGAAGGAUGUGAACUUUAAGCUCGCAGAGAUAGAAAGAAAUGGAUAUGUUUUCUCCGAUGGGAUAGGGAAGAUCACACCAGAGCUCGCAACCCAAGUUGCGAGCAAGUUGAAGCUCUCUGAAAACCCUCCUUGUGCUUACCAAGUCAGGUAUGCAGGCUGCAAGGGUGUCAUUGUGACUUGGCCUGGUGAUGGGAAGGCCAAACUCUCGAUAAGACCAAGUAUGGUCAAAUUCCAAUCAAAGCACAGCAUACUUGAGGUUAUUACUUGGACCCGUUUCCAACCUGGAUACCUAAAUAGGCAGAUAAUAACCCUUCUUUCAACCUUGAAGGUACCUAAUGAAGCUUUCUUGGAGUUGCAAGAUUCAAUGGUGUCUGAUUUGAGCCAAAUACUCGUGAACACUGAGGUGGCACACAAGGUGGUGACUAAUUCUUGUGGGGAGCAAGCCAAUACAGCUGCAAUUAUGUUGAGUGCUGGAUUCACACCCCAAACUGAACCCCACCUUAGAGAGAUGCUGUCAUGCAUUCGAGCUGCUCAGUUAGGUGACUUACUUGCAAAAGCAAGGAUAUUUAAUCCUGAUGGUCGGUGGUUGAUGGGAUGUUUGGAUGAGUUAGGUGAACUAGAGCAUGGGCAGUGCUUUAUCCAAGUCUCGAGCCCUUCUUUGGAGAAUUGUUUCAUUAAACAUGGUAAGAGUUUCUCUAAGAGGAAACACAAUGUGAAGGUAAUCACAGGAACUGUUGUUAUUGCCAAGAACCCUUGCCUCCACCCUGGGGAAAUUCGGGUUCUUGAAGCAGUUGAUGUACCUGGGUUGCACCAUUUAGUUGAUUGUUUGGUUUUCCCUCAAAAGGGGGAUAGACCGCAUACCAACGAGGCAUCAGGAAGUGAUCUAGAUGGAGAUACUUACUUUGUCACUUGGAACGAAAAGCUUGUGCCUCCAAGUGGCAAGAGUUGGGCUGCGAUGGAAUAUGAUUCUGGAAAAGCCAAAUUUGCACCACGGGAAGUGUCGUCUCGGGAUAUAAUUGAAUUCUUCAUGAAGCAUAUGGUGAGUGAUAGCAUUGGGCAGAUAAGCAAUGCUCAUGUGGUGCAUGCAGACCUAAGUAAGGACGGGGCGCUAGAUGAGAAUUGCCUUUACUUGGCAGAGCUAGCUGCAAUAGCCGUAGAUGUGCCCAAAACCGGUAAGCAAGUCUUCUUGCCCAAUAACCUUAAACCCAAGAUGUACCCUGACUUCAUGGAGAAGGAUGGAAUUUUCUCAUACAAAUCGGAGAAAAUCCUUGGAAUCCUCUAUCAAAAGAUAAAGGAUGCUCCUCAACUGAAGUUCGACGAAAUAGAGCCUCACUCCCUAGAUGACCUCCCCUAUGACUUGGACCUCGAGGUGCCAGGCUCUGAGAACUUCCUGUCAGAGGCUUGGCAUUAUAAAUGUUUAUACGAUAGGCAGAUCAUUCUUUUCCUUGGGCUGUAUAAUGUGAGCUCUGAGGGUGAGGUGGUUACAGGUUGUUACUCCUCUAUCUCUAAACAUAACAGUCGGAAGGUGGGCGAAUUAAAAGAGAAGCUGAAUAACACGUAUAGGGCUUUGAAUAAGGAGUUCAAAGCCAUCUUUGAAAAUGUUGGCUCAGAUGUCGAGCUGAGUGAUGAGGAGAAGAAUGCCUUCUAUGAAAAGAAGGCUUCAGCUUGGUACCAAGUGACCUACCACCCUGAGUGGGUUAAGAAGCUUGAGGAGAUAAGAGAAAGGAAGGGCAUGGCGGAGAAGUCAGGUAGGGAAUUGGCCACCCCAUUGAGCUUUCCAUGGAUUGCUGUAGAUUAUUUGAUGAGGAUAAAGAUUAAGGUGGCUAAGAGGGAGUUUGAUCCAACAAAACCCAUCGACUCUCUUGCCUGUUAUUUGCUCCCUCACAUUUGAAUUUGGGCACUUUCUUUGGAUUUCCUUAGGAAGGCCACUCUGCCACUUACUUCUGUUGUAUGUUGGGGCUCUCUCUCUCUCUCUCUCGCGACUGUGUUGAUAUGGUGAGCCUAGAUCCAUGAGGAAUCUUGUGAAUCUGAUGACUAUGCAGCUGGUCUCUCUCUAAUAUCAGCUCUCUGAUCAUGCGGUUGUCACUCUAUAUUGGUGUGUUGUGUGCCUACUGUAUGUGUAAAAGGAGGUUGUCACUCUAUAUUGGUGUAUUAUGUGUGUUGUGUGCCUACUGUAUGUGUAAAAGGAGGUUCGCUCUAUAUUGGUGUAUUAUGUGUGUUGUGUGCCUACUGUAUGUGUAAAAGGAGAACCUGGUUGUAUUUAUAUUUUGGAAGAACCACCACUGUUUGUAUAUGUAAAAGAUAUGAUAAUGUGGCUUUUGUGAUUUUGUUGGA
This is a messenger RNA of Amborella trichopoda, 5375 nucleotides long. The record is from RefSeq and is a predicted model, not a curated record. Lineage: Eukaryota; Viridiplantae; Streptophyta; Magnoliopsida; Amborellales; Amborellaceae.